Molecule: messenger RNA, 5228 nt
Organism: Megalobrama amblycephala (Wuchang bream)
Lineage: Eukaryota; Metazoa; Chordata; Actinopteri; Cypriniformes; Xenocyprididae
Product: metal transporter CNNM1
Exons: 10
Coding region: 1176-3857 (893 amino acids)
Biological process (GO): transport; magnesium ion homeostasis
Cellular component (GO): plasma membrane
Molecular function (GO): transmembrane transporter activity
Source: RefSeq, a predicted model, not a curated record
UAUUGUAUGUGUUAUUCUUAUGUCACCAUUUGUAAAGUUGAUGCGAAAAUACAAUUGUACAUUCUGUUCCAUCAAUCAAAUAGAAUAAUAUCACUUGUCUAGAAGUUUCCAUCAUUCAGUGGCAUUCAGUUAUGGAAGUCGAGGCGAAUUGUGAUAGAGUGCCACCUCGUGGUGAAGACUCGUUAUAUUCCACAUUAAAGUUUUUUUUUUUUUUUUUUUUUUUCAUUGAGUUUAAAAUAGAAUAGAAUACAUUUUUCAACUAAUGCCUAGUUUGGAAAAUAAUUUUACUAAUUUCAGUGUUGUACAUAAAAAUAGAGUGAAUGCAGGUGGGUGUAAAACAUGGUCUAAAAUAUAAUCCAUUAAUGUAAUUUCAUAGGAUUAAUAGCUGAUUAAAUGAAGAAGUCAAUUAAGCUUAAGUAUUACUUUACCUGUUUUCACCCCCAAAACGGUAUGUUAAAUCAUCAGGAAUACUGCAUUACAUUCACUAAAAAUAUAUGUAUUGAAUUAUUUUUAUCAUUUUAUGUUGUUGUAUUAAAUACUUUUUGGGGCCACUGUCCCAAUCAGCUACAAAUCAGGACAUGCAAUACAGUGCAAUAGGCUAUAUUGUAAUAAUAUACAAUACAAUAAAGUAUCUUGGACCCUGGUUUACUAAUAAAACAAUUUGAGCACAGUUUCAAUUUUAAGGCUCAGAACCCCCUAGAGUCAUCUAAUGCAAAGUAAUAAUUCUCAGUAAUAAUUUGAUAACUUUUAUUAUGAAACAAUAUUACAUUGGAUAACAGACAAUCAGUUAAAUGUUCAUUCAAAUGCACUUUUAAGAAAGUUCUAUAUCUGUCCAGCAACCUUCUGGCUUUACAGUGGUAAAAUAAACACAAAUCGUAUCACACCAUCUCUGGUGAUUUGCCCACACUGUAGAAACUGGUAACCUGCAAUUGUUACGUUAAAGAGAUAUUUCUGCCUGUUUUCACACCAGUUCAUUUAAAUGUUACCAUUUUUUUCAGUGCAGCUCUUCUAGACUGUAAUCUACAUUUCCAGUAUCGCAGCCCUGCAACGCGUCAUGACGUCACUGUGGCGUCAUUUUUAUUUACACGAGACUCCAGCUGUUACACUGACUCUGCAAACAGAGUCGAUAUGUGUGUCCGUGGGUGUGUGUCAUCGCCACGUGAUCCAGCUCGCCAAUGUCCUUCUACAACCCACUCAGCAUCAUGGCUGCGGAUGCUGCGGAUGCUCUCCUCCAGCACCGCAUCCCCGGACCAUGCCUCCUGCCUCUGCUCCUCCUAAUCGCCUCCGCUCUCCCCGCACUGAGCCACGGGCUGCUGGGCUUCCGACCGGAGGACACGGGAGGAGAUCUGUCCGUGCAGGACGGGCUGCUGAAGGCCACCGAAGGGACGCGGUUCAUGUUACGCGUGUACUAUGCAGCAUCCCCGCAGAGGCUCAACCGGACUAUCAGCAGCUCCGGCGGCACAGCCGCGCCGUGGAUCGCCUUCAUAGAGGAGCCGGAGCCUGGCAGAGAGGGGCAGGUGCAUCCCAAACGCAACUUGUGCGUGGAGGAAAGCGCCAGGAGCUCGGAUAUAGAGCUCCUCGGCUCUUUCAAGUCAGCCUCCAGUCAAAACUCCAUCCUGGUGGAGCUGCUCGCCAAAGACCUCCGGAGAGGAGAGAAAAUCAAGUAUUACUCCAUGUGCGCCUUUGACGGGAUCAAGUGGGAGCACUACCGGACGCGCGACUUCUGGCUGGCGGUGGUGGAGCGGCCGCCGCAUGCGGACGGGUGGCUGCAAGCGAGUCUGUCGGUGCUGCUGCUGGCGCUGUCCGCGCUCUUUAGCGGGCUGGUGAUCAGCAUGCUCGCGCUGGACCCGGUGGAGCUCAGAGUGCUGCAGAACAGCGGCACGGACAAGGAGCAAAAGUACGCGCACAAGAUCGAGUCGGUGCGCAAACACGGCAACUACGUCCUGUGCACCUUGGUGCUGUGCAACGUGCUCACCAACACUUUCCUGGUGGUUUGGAUGUGCCAGAUCCUCGGAGUGACGUCCAUCUGCACUGCAGCGUGCACUUUUCUCAUCUUCUUCAUCGGAGAGAUCUUUCCGCACUCCGUUGCGUCCAGGCACGGGUUGGCUAUCGCGUCCAAGACCGUGUGGCUGACCAAGACGCUGAUGCUGCUGACUUUCCCCAUCACAUAUCCCAUCAGCAAACUCCUAGACAAUAUGCUGCACCAGGAAAUCAGCAACUUCUACACCCGCGAGAAGUUACUGGCUAUGCUGAGAGUUACUGACCCGUAUCAUGACCUGGUGAAAGAGGAGCUGAACAUCAUCCAGGGAGCUCUGGAACUCAGGAGCAAAACGGUGGAAGAUGUGCUGACCCCUCUCAAUGACUGCUUCAUGCUGGCCUCGGAUGCCAUCCUGGAUUUCUACACCAUGUCAGACGUGAUGCAGAGUGGAUACACUCGCAUUCCUGUAUUUGAGAAUGAAAGGUCUAAUAUUGUUGAUAUUCUGUUUGUCAAAGAUCUGGCAUUUGUUGAUCCAGAUGACUGCACCCCGUUAAAAACCAUCACUCAGUUCUACAAGCACCCGCUGCACUGUGUCUUUAACGACACCAAACUGGAUGCAAUGCUGGAGCAGUUCAAGAAAGGGAAAUCUCAUUUGGCUAUCGUGCAGAGGGUCAAUAAUGAAGGAGAUGGAGAUCCUUUCUACGAAGUCAUGGGCAUCAUCACUCUGGAAGAUGUCAUUGAAGAAAUCAUCAAAUCUGAGAUUGUGGAUGAAACGGACCUUUAUACUGAUAACCGUACGAAGAGGAGAGUGUCUCACCAUGAGAGGAAACAGCAAGAUUUCUCCAUAUUUAAACUGUCAGAGAGUGAAAUGAAGGUCAAAGUUUCACCACAGCUUCUGCUCGCGACACAUCGUUUUCUGGCCACAGAAGUAGAGCCUUUUAAGCCAACGCAUCUCUCAGAAAAGAUCCUUCUGCGAUUGAUCAAGCACCCGAGCGUUGUGCAGGAUCUCAAGUUUGAUGAGAAAAACAAGCGAUCACCAAAGCACUACCUCUUCCAGCGCAACAAGCCUGUGGAUUAUUUUAUCCUCAUAUUGCAGGGUCGAGUCGAGGUAGAGAUCGGUAAAGAGGGACUAAAAUUUGAAAAUGGCCCGUUCACAUACUACGGCUUGCCUGCUAUCAUGACCAUCCUACCCACAGUCAACAGAUCACCAUCGCUGAGCAGCGGUCUCAAUCAUUCGGAUACUACAAUCCAUGGAGGCAGCAUGGGUCAACUGAGCAUCAGCGGAGCACCGUAUUUACCAGACUAUUCAGUUCGUCAGCUCACAAACCUACAGAUCAUUAAGAUCACUCGUAACCAUUAUCAGAAUGCCCUGACAGCUACACGCAUGGACAGCUCUCCGCAAACACCCGAUGCAGAGAGUCAAGCUCCUGGGGAGAGAAUGACAAUCCCCGAGACGCGUUCUAACAGCAUCGCCCUUCCGCUGACUGAACCGCGGCCCUGUCUGACCCGAUUCCACCAGCACAGCCACCUCUACAGACAGCCAGACAGCACCACCACCCUUAAUGAGAGAAACCGCAUCGUCCGAAGUAAGUCAGAUGGACAGAAGAGCCCCAGUGACUCUGUGUUCCUCCGUAUGGAUGACAUCCCAUAUAAAAGAGACAAUCGUGUGGAGAGAAAAGAAGAAACUGAUGCUACGGCCGUACCUGUGGAGACAGACCUGUCGACAUCCCAGCUCAUCAGCUCUUACUCUCUGGGCGGCUCGGAUGAGAACCUGGGGAAAAAACUGCUCCGGAAACUGAGCAACAAAAAAAGAAAGAAGUCCCGUGAUGGCGAUAAACCUCUGGAAGAUAAUCCUGAACAUUCACAGGUGAAGACCUAGCAUUCGUUUUAUGGGUUUGCUUCUCUCUCACUUUCUCCUGCUUCUCCGACAAAUGUGAAAUCUUCUCCAGCCUUCCUCUGGAUCUUGAGUGAGAGAGAGAAAGCACAACCCUGUGUACACAGACCACCACAACAGGAUGUAGCAUCAUAAAACCUUGCCUUCAGCAUUGAAACUGGAUGACGCUCAAUGCCUGUUAUGACAAACCUGAAAUUUCCAACAUGCAGCAAGACACAUGCUUUUUUUUUAAUUGACGAGAUGCUACAUAACCGUUAUAUACUACAGUUUUGAUGGCGGUUUAUCAUGAUGUCAUCUCCAGUCACUGUGGUAAUGACAGUUUGACCUCUGACCUGGGCAAAGCCAGCAAGCACAAGCCUGGAGACCUGAAGCCAACCAUCUGACCAAUGAGACGGCAGACCUUUAGUACAUCACAAGACGUGGUCAUCUUUCAGUACAAUUAUCUUGAAACAAAGUGUUUAUUGUGUGAUUUUAUAUCAUAUUAAGUCAGAAGUAUUUAUCAGGCUGUGCCUGGAAAUCAAUUAAGAUGAAUUUAUUAAUAUCAAAGCACUUUGAGACAGAUCAGACCCAUUUAUUUCAUAUUCUGUUGAAUAGCUGAAUGGUUGACAGAGGAAAAAAUACCUAUAUUAGGUAAGUGCUGUCAGAAUUUUUGUUUAUGUUUUAUGUUUUCAAAAGAAUGAAUAUUUAAUGUUGUGAUUUCUUAUCAUUUUGCUUUUAUUUCUGCACUUCCGUUCGGCUGAGAGCACAGGGUACAAAGUGAUAUGGCUUUUAUUAUUAUUAUUUACCUAUUUUAGGCUAUAUUUGAAUAUUUUUUUUUUUUUUUUUUUUUUUUUUUUGAAAUAGUCCGAGAUACCAGUGCUAAUGGUCCAAGCACAUGUGUUUGACAAUAGAUUUAUUUGUCUAAAAUUAGCAUUUAUUAUAUUGGCAUGCUUUUCUCAAACAGCAGUAUUAUUAUUAGAUCAGCAUUGUGUUUAUGAAAUAUAGAUAGUUAGGAUAUGCGCAAGCCAUAACUUGAACAAACUUGAAGCAUUGAUAUCAAAAUGUCACCUUAGAGAGAUAUAUAUAUAUAUAUAAAAUCAUAAGCAAUAUCCAAAACAUGCAAGAAGCCUAUUAUUUUGCUUUUGAGCCCUUUUAAAUCUGAAAACGAUAGAAUGCUUAGAACAUCUCACCCACGUUUCAUUUCAUGAGCAUGCUUCUGUGUGAAUUUCAUCUCUAAACUUCAUAUUUCCGGUACAUUUCAAGAGCUUUUUAAAAUGGUAUUCAUAUUUAUACUACUGUUCAAAAAUUUGGGGUCAGUAAGAUUUUGUGUUUUGAAAGAAAUUACAUUUACAUGAAUACUUUUAUUCAGUAAGGAUA